AUGAGUGAAAUUUGUUUGGACAUUGAUUUGUACAAAGUUUGUAGAAUCUGUUUAUCGCAAACAGAUAUGAACCAUCCUCUUUUUAGCAUAUUUACGGACGCAAUAGUAGAUGGCAUGUUUGUGACUGUUUUCGAAGUGAUGGAGGACUGUAUCGGGAUACGGAUAAAACACUCUGCGGAGGUGCCGGACAAAAUAUGUCAGACAUGCAAAACUACCAUAUUUCAAUUUUAUGUGUUUAAACAAAAAUGUCAUCGUUCAGAAAAUUUAUUACGAUCGAUGUUGGAACAUCGGCUAUCACUUGCCAGUGCUGAAAGAGCGAACGAUAAUGAUUCGGAAGAAAAUGAUAUUGCCGAAGCGGAAAGAAUGAGUAAACCGUGUAUCAAUCAGGAACUUCCCCCGUCGGUGGAAUAUGUGGAAGAAACAAUCGAAGAAGAAGUUAUGGGGGUUAUAAGUAAUGAUAACGAAACUUUAAUUCCUCACCGGUGGGAAAAUGUUGUUGCCUUGUCACCAGAUAUAUUCCGCAUGUCCAAAGUUCCUAAUAUUCAUAUUCUUAAUCAAGUAGCGUCAUCUUCCUUAAUUUGUGAACAAAAUUCGCAUUCUGAUACAGUUUCUAAAUCAUCCAACUUUGAAACAGAAUCAUCAAAAUUUGAACCUGUAAUGGAUACAAGUUCAAAAACAAUCGCAACAAUCAACCGUAAUGUUUGUGACAUAUGUGGAAAAGUAGCAAUCUCCAGAUCACGUCUGACCAAGCAUAUGAAGCUUCACAAUGAUUCUAAAAUUGUAGUAGAUCAUAUGCGGUUUUUUUCUUGCACCUUUUGUGAAUAUGUGUUUCUUCGGGAAGAAAAUUUUAAUGACCACAAUAUUCGGUGCACUGGAAGAUUGACGAUUACUCUAAAGGAUAAUGAUGCAAGUCACGUGGGACAAAGUUUAGAGCGCACUAAGUGCAACGUCGGCAGCGGUGUAUGUGGUAUCUGUGAUGCGAGGUAUGAGAAUAUGCUACAUCUGAAACAGCACAUAAUUUUCCAUCUGGACAAAUUUACAUGCCCCUUAGAAGCAUGUGGGUGUGAAUAUGCGUCACUGGCGAGAUUAAACAUUCAUAUUAGCACCCAACAUGUGGAAUACCUUUCGCCAAAUUGUCCCCACUGCAAGGAAGAAAUCGAUCGGAUCGAUAUCAGACAACAUGUGCGACUGUUUUGUAAAGCCAAACAAUAUGAAUGCAACCAUUGUGAUAGGAAAUUUCUUUCGUGGAAAUCUUUAUCGCAGCAUUUGAAAAAAUUACAACAAAGCUUCCAAUGCACACAGUGUGAUAAAUCAUUUUCCUCACAGGCAUCAUUGAAACUGCACGAGCGUACGCAUACCGGAGAGCGCCCAUAUGUAUGCACGAUUUGCAAUAAAACGUAUAAAACACCAGGCAUGCGAACAGCGCACAUGGAUACGCAUAUUGAAGGAAAAACGUUCAAAUGUGACAUGUGUGGUAAAUGUCUUCAAACGCGUGCCUGUUAUCGAAACCAUAUGAAACGACAUUUAGAGCAGCGUAAUCACGAAUGUUUCGUGUGUGGGAAGAAAUUUUUCCAAAAAUGUACACUCCGUGUACACUUGAAGAUGGUGCACAGAGUGUCACGUGAUGAGAUGAAUGAGUAA
Molecule: messenger RNA, 1641 nt
Organism: Anopheles marshallii
Lineage: Eukaryota; Metazoa; Arthropoda; Insecta; Diptera; Culicidae
Product: endothelial zinc finger protein induced by tumor necrosis factor alpha-like
Exons: 4
Coding region: 1-1641 (546 amino acids)
Cellular component (GO): nucleus
Molecular function (GO): zinc ion binding
Source: RefSeq, a predicted model, not a curated record